This is a messenger RNA of Callorhinchus milii (elephant shark), 1430 nucleotides long. It is a transcript of the gene cdc123, whose product is annotated as cell division cycle 123 homolog (S. cerevisiae). NCBI's taxonomy places the organism in Eukaryota, Metazoa, Chordata, Chondrichthyes, Chimaeriformes, Callorhinchidae. The record is from RefSeq and is a predicted model, not a curated record. Gene Ontology annotation, cellular component: cytoplasm.
UGUUAUCCUGCCCCUGCCUCAGAAUGUGAUCGACUACUUGAUGGAUGAUGGCACCUUAGUGGUGUCAGGAAGGAAUGAAGCCCCGAGUCAUUGCCCUGCAGAUGAUGACAGUGAUGAAGAGCAAGAUAUGCAGUGGUCUGACGACGAGAAUGUGACGACACUCACGGCUCCAGAAUUCCCAGAAUUUGCAGCUAAAGUCCGCGAAGCUAUCAACUCCCUAGGAGGGAGCGUUUUCCCCAAACUCAACUGGAGCUCCCCAAGGGACGCUCAGUGGAUUGCUCUGAACAGCUCCCUCAAGUGCCAGACUCUGAGCGACAUAUUCCUGCUUUUGAAGAGCUCGGACUUUGCCAUACGCGACCUAACCCAGCCAUUCCUUCACUGCACUGAUGAUUCACCAGACCCCAAAGUGGAAAAUCAGCUGGUUCUCAGGAAAUGGUGCGAAUUGAUUCCCGGAGGGGAGUUCAGGUGCUUCGUCAAAGAAAACAAACUGAUAGGAAUUGCACAGAGAGAUCACACACAAUACUACGAUCACGUCUGUAAACUGGAGGCAGAUAUUCUCACCGCCAUCAAAGAUUUCUUCAGAAAACAAAUACAGUACAAGUUCCUGGACGAGGACUUUGUGUUUGAUGUAUAUCGCGACAGUAAGGGCAAAGUGUGGCUGAUAGAUUUUAACCCUUUCGGGGAAGUGACAGACUCUUUGCUGUUCAGCUGGAAGGAGCUUAUGUCUGGGCAGAACGUACGAGGUGAAAGCAGCGAAGAGGAGCCCAUGGAUCCGGAUUCUCCAGCCUUCCGCUACACAAGGAGCGAAGUGACUGUACAGCCCAGCCCUUACUUAAGCUACCGGCUGCCGAAGGACUUUGUGGACCUGUCCACAGGGGAAGACGCUCACAAACUGAUCGAUUUUCUUAAACUGUCUGUAAGUCAAGCACCAGAGAGUUCAGAUGACGAGGUGUGAGCCCCGACACUCUCCUCCACGGACAGUGAGCGAGGAAGAAGACAGUCAGCAAUCAAGCAAAUCCCCGGAUUUCCCCCACAAGUUGCCCUGUUCUGUCUCGGGGAGAGCGCAGCCCGGGAAACACCAUGCGAUAUUUCAUCUCUCCAGCCAAACCCAACCGAGCAACAGACGAGCGUUGCUCGGUUGGGUUUGUUCUGAAGUGAAUCCCUGUCGUACGUUAUUUGCAAACGCACAGUCACUUACCCUUGAGGAUGUGAGCGGUUAGAGCACCCGCCUCGCAAAGCCAGGGGACCCGGGUUUGAUUCCCGGGCGCUGUCUCAAAGCGCUUCACACCGUGACUGUGUAUUUUGUGGGCAGCAAAUGGCUUGAACCCACGAGCCUUUCUGAUUCAGGGCGAGGCUGCCCACUGAGCCAAGGCCGAACCGACACCUUGUUGAGUUUUUAUUGAAACACAAAUAAAUUAAAACCAGAAUUA